AUGCAUUUGCCCAUCAACACGUCCAUGCUCAGUGGUUGCCUCUCUCACGUGUCGCGAUGGCUGUCAUUCCCUGCAUUCCAGCGGCAAUUUUGCGGGGAGCUGAGCGGGAAGCGGCUAUUGCCCACGACGCCUGCGAUCAGCAGGGACACUUUUUGGCUGCAGUUGGUCGGACGUCCAUGCAUCGGAGAGGUCUACGUGUUCGUCGGACGUGUACGAACACAUGUGCCAGGACUAUGGGUUCAAGAAAAGGAGAAGACACCCCUGGGAGCUAAGCAGCGCGCAGUCGCAUAUACUUGGGUCGAGCGCGUUCUUUUCAUCCGCAUGCAUCAUUCUCGUAGAACUUCUGAUGACCCACCGCGCCUUCAUGGCCUACUCCUGCAAUUCGACCCCUUGCCCGAGGUAACGUAUUCGAAUACCACGAUGAACCCUUUGACACCGACGAUCAGCAUCCUCCAUAAUUCGCGGGAACGCCAGAGAUAUUCGAAGGCACCGCUUCCUAAUCGCCGCUGCCGCGUAAUCGCCGCAUGGAAGACCUAUCGCCCUCCUGCUGAAGAUAUGAAGCGGGAUGGUGACAACGUUCAGCAAAAUGAGGGAGGACAGUCUGACCGUGUAGAAGGUGAUCAUGAUGCUGCUCUUCAACCGCUGGACGAUGAUGAAUUAUCAGUCAUCCAAAACAGUAUUGCCACCCCUGUGCGCUUGCGUCACCGGUGGUACAGCCCCACGAUGGAUCAGCACCAGUACAUGAUUGACAGGGUCCAGACAGCGGGGAUUGAGAUCAUUGUCUACCUACCUGUCUGGAAUGUCAGCCUUCGAGCUUUACAUGAGAUGAGGAUUGGGGAGACAGGGGCCCAUCAACAGUCUGAUGGGCGGUCUGCGACCGCCUUGUCGAUGAUGAGCAAAUACAUGCCCCACAUCAAGGCUGGCCUCGAGGCUAUCAGCAGAGUGGCAGCGAGCGGGCGUGCCGGAGGGCAGGCAAGGAAACGCACAAACGCCGGCGCCAGUAAAUGUAAAGCGAGUACACCUUCCGUUAAGACUACAUUGACGUAA
Postia placenta MAD-698-R-SB12 is the source of this 1047-nucleotide messenger RNA. RefSeq lists its product as hypothetical. The record is from RefSeq and is a predicted model, not a curated record. The coding region runs from base 1 to 1047 and encodes 348 amino acids. The transcript is spliced from 9 exons. NCBI's taxonomy places the organism in Eukaryota, Fungi, Basidiomycota, Agaricomycetes, Polyporales, Adustoporiaceae.